This is a messenger RNA of Osmerus eperlanus (European smelt), 5306 nucleotides long. Its product is annotated as transcription regulator protein BACH2-like. Bases 310 to 2868 code for a protein of 852 amino acids. Lineage: Eukaryota; Metazoa; Chordata; Actinopteri; Osmeriformes; Osmeridae. Gene Ontology annotation, molecular function: DNA-binding transcription factor activity, RNA polymerase II-specific; RNA polymerase II cis-regulatory region sequence-specific DNA binding; protein binding. The record is from RefSeq and is a predicted model, not a curated record. The transcript has 5 exons. Gene Ontology annotation, biological process: regulation of transcription by RNA polymerase II.
ACAAUGUAGCGCUCGAGAGAAGGCGUUUCAUACGAGUGUUACAAACAGCAAGAGAAGGAAGCUGCACGCACGCCGUUUUUGAUAGCCUUAACACAUACGUUCACUGAAAAAUACUAGCUGGAGAGAAUAGGCCUACUGCUUUGGGCAUUCUAAAAGCUAGUAUUGAUGACUAUUGCAAAACACGCGCUUUCAGCAGUUUGCAGCGGCUGUUAGUGAAGUCACCAUGUGGAAUCAUUCUUGAUUUGUAAAAGGGAGCGACAGAGCGCUGACGUGCAAGAAAACGGGAAAGUUAAGGGCGUGAGGAGCGGGAUGUGGGGCGAGGAGGGGGCCGGAGAAGCGCCCAUGUACGUGUACGAGUCCACAGUCCACUGCACCAACGUGCUCCUGUCCCUGGAGGAGCAGCGGCGGCAGGACGUCCUGUGUGACGUCACCGUGGUGGUGGAGGGGGCCGAGGUGCGGGCUCACCGGGCCGUCCUGGCGGCCAGCAGCCGCUACUUCCUCCAGGCGCUGCUGGGACACACGCAUGCUGGGAAGGAGCCUGUCAUCAGCCUGCCUGAGAAGGUCACGACACGAGGCUUUGCUCCUCUCUUACAGUUUGCCUACACUGCCAAGUUGGUCCUGAGCAGAGACAAUAUCCACGAGGUCAUCUUCUGCGCCGACUUCCUUGGGGUCCAUAACCUGGAGGACUCCUGCUUUAGCUUCCUCCAGGCCCAGCUCAACAGUGACAGCCAGCACAGCAACGGCCGCCAAGUCCACCGCAAGCCAACGCACAAUGAGGACACCAUCACCCAGGAUGGAGGUGCUGAGUCAGAGGAGAGGAUAACAGAAGCCCGCAAGGCAGCCAGGACACCAGAGGCAGUCACAGCCGCAAACAAGCGGCGUCCCAAUCACUCUGCCCUCGGGCCACUGACCCCUGAACUUCCACGAUGCCCCAAAUACAGGAGGUACCAGCAGGCCUGUGCCACGCAAAAUGGGGUGAAUAGUGCCGAAGGCGAUGAUGGCAGUGAUGAUGUCCUUGUUCAUAAUACCUCGGCUGUCUGCCCUGGUCACCUCACAGAAACCAGCUCUUCCGAGGAAGGCCUCCAGCACCCCCUCCUCACGCCCUCCCAGAUCAAAGAGGAGAACCCCUCAGAGGAGUGGGUCGGAGAGGAGGAGGAAAGCAGGGAACCAAGCCCCUCAGACUUGUCGGAGGAGGUCCUGGAGAUGGAGAUGGAGGUGAAAGGGGGGCCCAUAUUCCAGCAUCCCCCAAGCCGAGGCUCACCCUCCUCCUGCCUGCGUUCCUACCUCCAGAGAGAGGGGCUGGAUUUCAGUGGCCCCCUCUCCGGUUCCUCUACCAGCACCAUACAGCAGCUAUUAACCAACAGACUGGCACUCUCUAACCACCAUAGGGUAUGUGAAAAGGAGAAAGGGCCAUCUCAGGGGCACAGCAAAGGGGACUUCAAGACUGGCAUCACAGGCACUUCACCCACUACUGAGGCAGACGAGGACGCAGAAAGACUUGCGCCUAAAGUCAUGUCCUGUGACGAUGUCUCCAAACAGGAAGAGGAGUUCGACCGUUGCAGCGUCAUAUUUUCCUCGGCCGGUGGUGGUGCUGAGCGUCGGGGAACGGCGUCCAACUCCUAUGCCGACCGGAAGUCGACCGAUUUGUCGGAGUUCCCUUCCAAGGGGCCUUGGACCGGUUCUAGCCAGUCACUUUCUUCCUCCCAAACCUUCUCCUCUUCUGAGUUGGCAGUCCCUCUCACACCCCGGCCUCGUCCCACCACCAGUUGCCCGGUCCCUAUUAAGAUCUCCCCCCGCUCCCCCCCACACGUGGAGCCCCGUACCCGGACAUCCAGCUCCUGCUCCUCCCUCUCCUAUUUGGAGGAGGAUUCUCCCUCCAGCAUGCCUCCGUUUGACUUCUCCUCCUCCCCCUGCUCGGGCUCCGUGUCGGGGCUCGUCCACUGCUUGGCUGGGGUUGGGGAGACCCAGAAGAACCAUCAUGGUGGUGAUGGUGAGGGAGGACGAGGAAGAAGAGAGGCCAUGUUCUCUCAGGGCUGCACCGAGAUCAAGUGCGAGCCCAACGGGGUCAACUCCAGCGACGAGUCAGGGUCGUUCUCCGAGGGGGACAGCGAGAGUGGACCGGCAAGGGAGCCGGCUCCUGAGGUUAAACUGCCCUUUCCCGCCGACCAGAUCACCACUCUUCCACGGAAUGACUUCCAGAUUAUGAUCAAGAUGCACAAGCUGACCUCAGAGCAGCUGGAGUUCAUCCAUGACAUCCGCCGACGAAGCAAGAACCGCAUCGCCGCUCAGCGCUGCCGCAAGAGGAAGCUCGACUGUAUCCAGAACCUGGAGUGUGAGAUCCGCAAACUGGUGUGUGAGAAGGACAAGCUACUGAGCGAGAGGAACCAGUUGAACGUGUGCAUGGGCGAGCUGUGGCAGAAUCUCUCCUACCUCUCCAAGGAAGUCUCCAAGGAUGUGCAGGACAGCCAGGACAAACCUCCCUACACCAACAUCCUGCACCCCGCCAUCCUCGCUGCCACACAGGGCCGAGACACCACUACAGCCCCCGUCACCGCCAGCAUUGACCUGACCUCCACCCCGGGGUCGCCCGUCUCCGAGGGUAGCUACGUCAAGUCCCUCUCUUACACAGAGAAUGAAUUUCCUUGCCAGGCCCAGGGUGAUGGAGGUCAAGGGAAGCAGAGACGGAAGGUUUUCAGGGUAGAGGACUCCAAUCUGAGACAUCAAGAACCAGAAUCCUCCCUAGAGCCUGGUUCCUCAAUGGAUCCAUGUAGUCCUGCAGUGACCAUAGAUUUCUGUCAGGAAAUGACUAAGAAAUGCACAACGGAGGAAUUGUCUGGAGAAGACUCUGCCUCUCCUGGCAGUAAUUGAAACAUGUUUCUUUGGUUAGCAUCUACUUUGAUGUAAAUGUUGUUGAAGUACCCUUUUUUCAUAAAGUUUGACACUACAGUUGUCUUAUCAGCAAUAUUGUUAAACAGGUAUUUUUGGAGUUAUGAAGCUCCUUUGGUAACAACAAUAGCACUGGCAGCUUCCUAUAUCCUGCUCCUUGAUCUCUCUCCUCCCCCUUUCUCUCUUUCUAACACACUCACGCACACACACACAAACACACACACAUUCACACACACAAACACACACUCCUUCUUAGUCUCUUUGUCCCUUCCCUCAUUCCCUCUAUUGACAUGGAAGGGUGAACUCAGGAAUUCCUCUGAAUGUUCAAUAAUAAUAUAUCCAAUAACAUUUUACUUCAUGGUCCAGUAUUUACAUGGUAAUUACAUGGUCAAAACGUUAUUUAGGAAGUACUAACAAUGAUACGUUUUGUUAGAGACUCUUGCACCAAGGUGUUACUGCUUGAUUGUCUUAGAAGCCAAUAAGAAAGUAUUUUAUAUUACCAUGUUAUUUCCUAGUAGAUACCAAAGGUGUGACAGGACUGUAAAAUAAAAUGUUACCAAAGUUACUUUGUUACAAAAUUGUUCAAGACAGUUCUGUACAGCAGACAGAUAGGGUAUCAAUAUGCAAAGUUUCUUUCAUUUCACAUCUCGUUCUUUCCCCAAGAACAUUUUUAUUUCUGUACAUUCCUCUUUGGCCUUCUACACAUCUGUGGUAAGAUUUGGGAAAGAAAGACCAAAUGGGCUAAAUGGGGAAAUGGAGAUGACAAAACAGCACUGCCCUUUACCUCCAAGAGGUGGCAAAUACAUUUUUAGUCAAACUUAAUGCUUUGAUGUUGGCACUUAGAAAUCCUUAGAAAUAGAACUCCUUAGUACUUUACUAGUAAAUGGUGUCAAAAACAAGCGAACACUUAACUCAAUCAUAAUGCUCUUUUUUGAGCCACAAAUUCAUUCUUACAUGUUGUGAAAAGUAGUAUGCUGUAUUUCGUAGAUAUUUUAACCCCUUUUUGAUGUACAUACUGCACGUAAAAAGUAAGAAUAGGAAAUGUAUCCUCUAAGUAUUCUCCAUAAUUCUUACUGUCAAAUUCUGUGUAAAAAAACACACACACAAAAACAAUUUAAAGAUAUUUGAUCCCAUAGUUGCUUUUUCUUUGAAAAGUGUUCUGUUUAAGUCUGCAACAUGCUUCAUGGUUGGCACAUGUGCACUUAAGUGACACAUUUUGAGAACCAUGUAAACUUAGUUUUUAAAUCCAGCUUUUAAAUAAUUUUAACACCAUGUACUCCUCCCCACAAUUAAACCAAUAUAACAACUCCACAGAAUACCUCUACUCUGAGUACACUGAAUAUAUAUACUGACCACCUGUUUUUAAUCAAAUUGGAUAAGUAAAUAUGAAAUUAUCUUAAUGUAUUUAUUUUUAGGAUGUUUUGAGGGGUCUUGUUCAGAAACAGUGUUAGGCCCUUACCUGGUAUUGAUUUUGUGGUUUGUGAAGUUUGUUGUUUAUAAACUGACAGUUGGAUUUAGACAUGUCCUUUCGUGUUUUUAUGAAUCACAAUGUCUAGAUUAAAUUAUGACUUUUAACUUAGGAGAUGUAUGUUUACAAAAUUCUGUUUUACAUGUUAGUGGAGUUUUUUCAUGACAAGAGACUUCAUUUGGAUUGAUGAGUUCAGGAUUUUCUUUUUCAUUUGUUUCUUUUUUAUAGAACAUUGUGAGUGAAUAUGUAACAAUUUACUCAUUUGACAAGUGCAGCUCCAAUUCUUGCCUUAGAGGUUAGCUUAUUGAGGCCAAACAAGAAAGGGAACUGAAGGUUAGCCAAUUGAAAAUGCACAUGUUAUAACCCUCACUGCAGACAACACACAUCAGUGCCACAAGAAAUACUAUACAUGUUUGUAUGUAACUUCUCUGACGAUGUGCACUUGUUUAACCGAAGCCAAGCUCACUUUCCUCAAAACAGCCAGUUAUUAUUCUCCAGUGUGUUCUGCAGUGCAGGAUUGGUUGAAUCCCAGAAGGAGUGUAUGCAGAGGUUGUAAAGCCUCAAAUGAUCAUUAUGGACUCUCACACUUAUCUACCUGUACAAUUCAGCAUACCUCUUCUUUUGGGUAAGGACUGUAUCAUAGGCAUAAGUCGUAUGUGGUGGUGUUUCUCUUUUUUACAUGGACAGUGGUUAUUAUUGUAUUUGUAGAUUUUGGUGAGCCAGUUUUUACGUGUCUUUUAAGUACCUACAAGUUGACUCUUAUUUGCAGAAUCAGCUAUUUUGGGGUUCCUUUUUAUCUUUGAAUGUUCAAAUUGCCUGAGUUUGUUAUAAUUACUGUAAAUAUUGUGGAACUUGUGUUUUUGGUUCAUUUGAUAUGCAAAAUGUUUGGAAAGAUUAAAAAACUUUUUUGUCAAGGAAGUUUCUGUUUAUGAAAUAAAAACAAUAGCAUGUG